UGCCCCAUUGGGUGGGCAUAUAAAAUCAGUCACAAAGGCCGCGACGGCUAUUUCUAGGGUUUCUGUUUGCUUCACUUCCGUCUUCACGGCACACACAGGCGCAGAGCUGCUCCAAAAGCUUCAAGAUCCAAAACCCUAGCUAGCCAUGUCUCUGGUAGCGAACGAAGAGUUUCAGCACAUUCUGCGUGUGCUGAACACCAAUGUGGACGGGAAGCAGAAGAUUAUGUUUGCCCUAACCUCCAUCAAAGGUAUCGGACGUCGUUUCGCCAACAUUGUCUGCAAGAAGGCUGACGUCGACAUGAACAAGAGGGCUGGUGAACUGUCUGCCGCGGAGCUUGAUACCCUCAUGACGAUUGUUGCGAAUCCUCGCCAAUUCAAAAUUCCAGACUGGUUUUUAAACAGGAAGAAAGAUUACAAGGACGGGAGGUUCUCUCAAGUUGUUUCGAAUGCAUUGGACAUGAAGCUGAGGGACGACCUCGAACGCUUGAAGAAGAUCAGGAACCACCGUGGUCUCCGUCACUACUGGGGUCUCCGGGUGCGUGGGCAGCAUACCAAGACCACCGGUCGCAGAGGAAAGACUGUUGGUGUCUCCAAGAAGCGAUAGUCUGCUUACUCAUUUUCCAUUUCUUGAGCUCGUUGCUGGAUGUUUACAUGUUAGCUUGGGAAAUUUUGCUUCUUUAGUAUAUCCGAGAAUGUUUUUGAAUGCUGAAAUACACGUUUUUGGAUUGUUUCGGGAAUUUAAUUUCUUUUUUUUUUUUUUUUUUUAACCCGAGGCAUAUUUUCGUUAAUUGUAAGUGCACUAAUUUUCCAUAGUGAAUGUGUUCCAGCAUA
Molecule: messenger RNA, 831 nt
Organism: Pyrus x bretschneideri (Chinese white pear)
Lineage: Eukaryota; Viridiplantae; Streptophyta; Magnoliopsida; Rosales; Rosaceae
Product: 40S ribosomal protein S18-like
Exons: 4
Coding region: 146-604 (152 amino acids)
Biological process (GO): translation
Cellular component (GO): cytosol; ribosome; small ribosomal subunit
Molecular function (GO): structural constituent of ribosome; RNA binding
Source: RefSeq, a predicted model, not a curated record